Dreissena polymorpha is the source of this 3714-nucleotide messenger RNA. RefSeq names its product probable serine/threonine-protein kinase DDB_G0272254. NCBI's taxonomy places the organism in Eukaryota, Metazoa, Mollusca, Bivalvia, Myida, Dreissenidae. The record is from RefSeq and is a predicted model, not a curated record. The transcript has 11 exons. Bases 74 to 2212 code for a protein of 712 amino acids. Gene Ontology annotation, molecular function: protein binding.
AAUUUCUGGCAACAGGAAGUCCCAUGUCACAAUCUCGCGCCAAUUAUAAACAAAUAAAGACCGAAAUCGAAAGAUGGAAAGAGAAUUAGUUUUAAAAUGCAUUGCAAAUGUAUCGUCUCCCCCUUUAACCCUUAGCAGGAGGGCUAAAGGAGCAUUUUACUGCCACAUUGCAGUGCCCAUUUCAGAGCAAAUAGUUGUAUUCAGCGAGGGUGAUUGGCAGCAGACUGGUCAGGAGUUUGAAGUUGUGCUUUCAUACAAAGAUGAUGUGCUAAACUUGGGAAAAAUUACUGACUGCCAGAGAUGCCUGGUUUGGAAACGAGAUGGAGCAUUGGUGCCUCCCUUGAUGUUAAGUGAACAAGAAAAUGGUCUCGCCAAGAUUGUGGUAGAUGUGUGUGAGGACAUGGCCGCUUCUGAUGACCUGGAAUUCACAGCAUCUAGCAUAGAAUGUGACAUUAUUCGUGACAAUGAAAACACACCACAGUUCAUGGAAGAGAGUAAAAACACCCCUGAUCGACCUCAAAAGAAGAGACGCAACAGUUUAAAUAAGGAUGACAACAAAACACCCAACGGACCAACAAACAAAAAACUAAAGACGACAACCCGUGUAAGAGGAAACACACCAAAGACAGACAAAACCACGGAUAAGACCCCACAGGCUCUUGAGCCUAUGACAUCUGAGUCACCUUCUGUCACAAAAAUCAAAGAUACAAAAAAUACAAAAAAUAUUUCUCCAAAGUCAGGAAAAUCUGAUGUGUUGAAAAAUUCAGAUGAAAAUAAUCCAUCACCAAAAGGUAGAAAGAAAAAUGGAACACCAAAAGGUCCUAAGAAGAAAUUGGAAAAUGAUGCUCUCUCAGGUGCAGAAGGAAACGAAUUGCCGAAACUAAAGGAAGAAACAAGCAAAGACAGCCCUCAAACCACAUCAGGAAAUGCUUCAGAUGGGGCUGGAAAACCUGGCCGUCGCAAAAAGUCUGAUGUUUUGGGUGAAAUUGAAACAAAUGUUGACAGCCAGAAAAACAAAAAUACUAAAAAGUCUCAAAGUGACAAUGCUGAUGAAAAAACAGACUUGUGUGAAGCUGUUAAACAGUUAUGUACAAACAAGGAGAAUGUUAACAACACUGUGGGUGAUAUGUCAGAAACUCUGUCCAAAAAACCUCUCGUCUGUGUUGAAAAACAGAAAAGUGAAGACAACAUUACUAGCUCAAAUGAUGGCAAGGGAAAGGUGGCCACGUGUAAGGAGCUUACUCUCCGGGCACUUGACAGGCCAAGUGGACGCUGGGGCCACAGCCUGUGUUUUGUGCACAAGAACCUGUCCAUCCUGAUUGGUGGCCAGGGUGAGAAGCAGCAGCUCUGUAAGGACUCUGUCUGGACCCUAGACACAGAAACCCGCCGUUGGAAGGAUAUUGCGACCGAGUCUGAUACUCAGAAGCCAGAGUACCGCAUGGGUCACACGGCCACGUACGACCCCAUCGUGCGGUGUUUGUAUGUGUUUGGGGGCUCCAAGAAUACACGCUGGUUCCACGACGUACACAUGCUGGACAUUGAGGAGUGGAAGUGGCAGCUAGUCAAGGUAAAUGGCAAGGCUCCAACGAGAGCCUACCACAGUGCAACACUCUACCGCCACGAGCUGUGGAUAUUCGGUGGGGUGUAUCCUCGCCCCGACCCUCAGCCUGACGGUUGCAGCAACGAGAUCCACAUCUUCAGUCCAGUCAUGGAGAGUUGGUACAGCCCCCUUGUGUCAGGGGAAAAACCCAUACCACGAUCAGGGCAUUCUGCGACCUUGCUGAAUGACCAGUUAGUGGUGUUUGGGGGAUGGGACGCACCGAUAUCCUACAAUGACCUACAUGUCCUGGACAUGAGUAUUGUGGAAUGGACUCAACCCAAAUUCACCGGCACCCCUCCAAGCCCUAGAAGCUGGCAUGCCUCGUGCCCAUUAAGUAACAACCGACUGGUGAUACAUGGUGGAUACAACGGGGACUUCGCCUUGGGGGAUACCCACGUCUUCAACCUAGACAAGCUGAGCUGGACGCGGGUGAGCGUGGAGAGUGCUCCCUGCGCGCGGGUUGGUCACAAGGCGCUGUGUGUGCCGUAUCGUCAUGACAACGAGGAGGAAGACGAGAUUAUCAUCUUUGGCGGCGGCGACAACGACGGCGCGUACUUUGAUGAUCUCCACAGCAUCUACAUUCCCUUUUCUGCAGGAAUCGACCAUGUGUGAAAGUGGUGGAUUGUUGGUAUGAGGACUGAUUUGCCAUCUCUAUGAAUCAAUCAUGUUUAAAAGUGGUAAUGAGUGAUUUUUAUGCCCCCGAAGGAGGGCAUAUAGUGAUCGGACUGUCCGUCCGUCUGUCCGUCAUUUUGCGUUAAGGUUUCAAAAAAUGCUCAUAACUUCUAUGUCGCUUCAGAUAGCAAUUUCAUAUUUGGCAUGCAUGUGUAUAUGGACAAGGCCUUUCCAUACGCACACAAAUUUUGACCCCUGUGACCUUGAACUUAGGGUCCGCGUUUAGGUUUCGAAAUCUGCGUUUAGGUUCCGAAAAAAGCUCAUAACUUCUAUCAAGCAAUUAUAAGGGGCAUGACUCAUCCUAUGGUGACAGCUCUUGUUUUCUUUAUAAUUGUAUGGUAUGAAAAAUUGUUUGUGUAAAGGACUGAUUUUUGAUGCAUGUGAUGGUUUUGGAAGUGAAGCAUUGUUUCUGUAAAUGACUUAUUUUCGAUCUUAAAAAAUCAACCAUGUUUGAAAGUGAAGAAUUGUUUGUUUCAAAGACUGAUUUUCAAUCUCUGUGUCUGUUUGGUAUGUUAACGACAGAGCCUUUUUCUUAUUUAUGAUAACGGUUAAUUGUUCAUAUGAAGGACUGGACAUAUUUUAUCUCUAUGAUGGUAUGUGUUUUUUUCAACAGUGCCUUUUCUGACAAAUCAUAAUGGUGAAGUGUUUGUUUAAAUGACUUUUUAUUGUUUUGAUUGUGGUUUUUUGAUGUCAGUGUUUUUUUGCUGAUUAGUGAUAAUGGUGAUCUGUAUGUGUAAAGGACUGAAUUGUUUUAUCUCUGAGUAUUUGGGUUUAUUUUUUUGUACAACAGUUCCUUUAUCUGUUUAAUGAUUAUUCAAUGAGCAGCACAUGCCUAUUUUUUGUCGAAAAUUUAAUCAACAUCAUUGUUUCAAUUGCUGAAUCUGUUUGUGUUGGUCUAUUGGGUGGGAGAUACUGUUUUUGUAACUGUGCAAGGUUUGUGUUGAAACAUCAUUCAUAUGGUUGACUGAUAUGUUAGCAGCUAUUGCAGAAUGACUGAGCUGACAGAAGUAAAUUUCCACUAUAGGUCAUAGGUCAUGUACAUUUCCACUAUAGGUUACUACCUUCUAUUCUAUGUGUUCUUUCUGGAUUAUAUUUGAGCCAUGCUCUGUGAAAGAGGAUUUAAUGCAUUUGCGUAAAGUGUUGUCCCAGAUUAGCCUGUGUGGACUGCACAGGCUAAUCUGGGAUGAUACUUUACGCAUAUGCAUUAAACCCCCUUUUCACAGAACGCGGCUCGUUUUAAAUGUGUGUAUGUGUCUUUGAUUAAUUAGGCUUACAGAUAAUGGCCUAAAAUUGUACAUGCAGGAGGAAACAUUUAUUUAUCUCAUUUAGUUUGAAGUAUUUUUUGUACACUGUAGUUUGUAUAAUUUACAGUAAAUGGAAACUUUACAUAUAUUUUAAUUGUAGAAAAAGAAUAAUGUAAAAAUAAAGUGUAUUCAAACCAA